This is a messenger RNA of Hippopotamus amphibius kiboko, 582 nucleotides long. RefSeq names its product neuropeptide VF precursor (gene NPVF). Bases 1 to 582 code for a protein of 193 amino acids. NCBI's taxonomy places the organism in Eukaryota, Metazoa, Chordata, Mammalia, Artiodactyla, Hippopotamidae. The record is from RefSeq and is a predicted model, not a curated record. Gene Ontology annotation, biological process: negative regulation of gonadotropin secretion; neuropeptide signaling pathway. Gene Ontology annotation, molecular function: signaling receptor binding. The transcript is spliced from 3 exons.
AUGGAAAUUAUUUCAUCAAAACGAUUCAUUUUAUUGACUUUAGCCAUUUCAAGGUUAACAUCAAACAUCUUCUGUACAGAUGAAUCAAUCAUGCCGAAUCUGCACAGCAAAAAGAAUUAUGACAAACAUUCUAAGCCUAGAGGAGAUCUAGGCUGGGAAAAAGAAAGAAGUCUCAAUUUUGAAGAAUUAAAAGGUUGGGGUCCCAAAAACGUCAUUAAGAUGAGUACACCUGCAGUCAACAAAAUGCCACCCCCAGCAGCCAACCUGCCACUGCGAUUUGGGAGGACCAUGGCAGAAGAAAGAAGCACUGGGGCAAUGCCCAAGCCGCCUCUGAGAUUUGGAAGAAACAGAGAAGACAACAUCUCGAGACGUGUUCCUAAUCUGCCUCAAAGGUUUGGGAGAACAACAGUAGCCAAAAGUGUCACCAAGACGCUGAGUGAUUUGCUCCAGUCACCAUCUGCCAAUGGGUUACUUUACGCUCUGACCUGCCAGCCCCAAGAAAUCCAGAAUCCUGACCAAAAGAACCAAAGGAGGCUGGGAUUCAAGAACAUAAAUGAUGCAGAAUUGAAACAAGAAAAAUAA